AUGAAAUUCCAUUAUGUCCUAGAAAAUAUCUUCCCUAAAGCAGAGGAAAUUUAAUUGAUAUUUGAUUAUAAAUUAUCUAUAGUCAAAUUAUUCAUCCAUAUUAAUAUACCUAUAUGGGUUGAAGUUGAUCAUCAUUUUAGUUUAAAAUUGGCUAUUAAAAAUGCCUGUAAUUAUGUUGAUUUAUUAGACUAUCGGAAUAAUUUUGGAUUUUAAGUAGUAUAUUUGAAAUUCGAUAAUAUUAAUAAUAUAUCUUGA
Molecule: messenger RNA, 255 nt
Organism: Paramecium sonneborni
Lineage: Eukaryota; Ciliophora; Oligohymenophorea; Peniculida; Parameciidae
Source: the annotation of a GenBank genome assembly